This is a messenger RNA of Condylostylus longicornis, 830 nucleotides long. RefSeq names its product proteasome subunit beta type-6 (gene Prosbeta1). The record is from RefSeq and is a predicted model, not a curated record. Gene Ontology annotation, molecular function: threonine-type endopeptidase activity. The transcript is spliced from 4 exons. Gene Ontology annotation, cellular component: proteasome core complex. Bases 130 to 792 code for a protein of 220 amino acids. NCBI's taxonomy places the organism in Eukaryota, Metazoa, Arthropoda, Insecta, Diptera, Dolichopodidae.
UAUAAGAAAAUUGCUUGUCAUUCAUUUGCCGAGUAAAACAUAAAAAUAAGCUUGGAAUUAAUUCUUAUUAAGUUCAUUUAAACUGAUUUCUUUUAAAAUAAAAAUUUGGUGUUCAAAGAGUGCGAGAAAAUGGUUUUUGGAAAUGAUUGGAUGAAUGCUCCUGAAAGCACCGGUACUACCAUUAUGGCAGUUGAGUUUGAUGGCGGUGUGGUCAUUGGUGCUGAUUCACGUACAAGUACUGGGACAUACGUUGCAAAUCGAGUUACAGACAAAUUAACAAAAAUAACUGAUAAGAUCUAUUGCUGUAGAAGUGGUUCUGCAGCAGACACACAAGCUAUAGCUGAUAUAGUGGCGUACUCUUUGAAUUAUCAUGAGAAUGUUACUGGAGAAGAAGCAUUAGUAACUGAUGCAGCAUCAGAAUUCCGAAACUUUUGUUUCAAUUAUCGUGAUUCCUUAGUUGCUGGGAUAAUUGUUGCAGGGUGGGACAAAAAACUAGGUGGACAAGUUUAUUCCAUACCAUUAGGUGGGAUGUUAUUGCGUCAACCCAUAACAAUUGGAGGUUCUGGUAGCAGUUAUAUUUAUGGAUUUACUAGAGAAUUCUAUAAGCCCGGAAUGGCAAAAGACGACUGCGUAGAAUUUGUUAAAAAAUCCGUUCAUCAUGCAAUGUAUCAUGACGGUAGCUCUGGUGGUGUCUGUAGGAUUGGAAUCAUAACUAAAGAUGGUAUUGAAAGAAAAAUAUUUUACGCAACAAAAAGUGGUUUGUCUCAAGAAGUGUUUCAACAUGAAUUUUAAAGUAAAAUAAAAAUUUUAUAUGGGAAUCUAACUAAAAA